Molecule: messenger RNA, 1373 nt
Organism: Anopheles nili
Lineage: Eukaryota; Metazoa; Arthropoda; Insecta; Diptera; Culicidae
Gene: Sce
Product: E3 ubiquitin-protein ligase RING1
Exons: 3
Coding region: 1-1287 (428 amino acids)
Cellular component (GO): PcG protein complex; ubiquitin ligase complex
Molecular function (GO): ubiquitin protein ligase activity; chromatin binding
Source: RefSeq, a predicted model, not a curated record
AUGGCUUCGGUUGAGCCUAUGCAAAACAAGACGUGGGAUUUAUCCCUCUACGAGUUGCACCGCACACCGCAGGAAGCCAUUACGGACAAUACGGAAAUAGCCGUGUCGCCCCGUAGCCUGCAUAGCGAGUUGAUGUGCCCGAUUUGCCUGGACAUGCUGAAGAAAACGAUGACCACAAAAGAGUGCCUACACCGAUUUUGCUCGGACUGCAUUAUUACGGCACUGCGAUCGGGAAACAAGGAGUGUCCGACGUGCCGCAAAAAGCUAGUAUCAAAACGCUCUCUACGGCCAGACCCCAACUUCGAUCUGCUCAUAUCAAAAAUUUACCCCAGCCGAGACGAGUACGAGGCACAUCAGGAACGAGUGUUGGCCAAGUUCAACCAAAGCCAUUCGCAACAGGCGUUGGUGCAUUCGAUCAACGAAGGAAUAAAACUGCAAUCGCAAAAUCGACCAAACAGAAAGCAGAAGGGAGAAAACGAAGGGCCUCCCUCGAACGCUGGCGCAUCUUCCAUUUCGAAUGCCUCGUCUGCGGUGCCAUCUGCAAACGUCACCAAUGGAAACAGUGAGCCGGCCAAAGAUAACCAGUCCAAUGCGGGCGGAACAACAAGUAGCGGCAGCUCUGCUGGGUCAGUUAACAAUGCGACAGGUGGAUCUGGUGGUGGUGGUGCUGCUGCUGCUGGUAACGCUACCGGUGGCGGUGGAGCCAUGAGCGGAGGAUCAUCGGUCAGCGGGGAACAGAUGCGUCAAUCCUCGAAUCCUCCAUCGGUUCGCAGUACUCCGUCACCCGUGCCGUCGAAUAUCAGUUCGGCGAGCAAAGCUAAGCGAGCCCGUUCAGUGCUUACCUCCGAACGGUCGGAAGAAUCGGAAAGCAACAGUGAAAUGGACAUGCGGACGGAGGAGAACGAUUCCAACUUAGACACGGAGGGGGAAGGAAACUCGGAGCAUGGUAGUGAUGAAAUUGAACUGGUAUUUAAGCCGCAUCCCACGGAAAUGGCCGGCGAUAAUCCGCUGCUGAAGGCGCUAAAGGAAAAUUCGAUUCGCUACAUAAAAACGACGUCGAACGCUACAAUUGAUCAUCUAAGCAAAUAUCUGGCCAUGCGCUUGACUUUGGAUCUAGAUCCCGCACUUCCCGAAUCGUACCGAUUGCUGAAUUUCUGUAUUUACAUAGCCCAACAACCCAGCCAGCUGGUCGUGCUUAGCGGCAAUCAAACGCUGCAGCAAGUGAACGAGAAAUUCUGGAAGGUCAACAAGCCACUGGAGAUGUAUUACUCCUGGAAGAAGUCCUAGGACACAGCCCGGAAGUAGCACAAGAAAUUAAUUCAAAGCCACUUAACUUCUAACUAGUGAAUAAGCAGAACGUCUAUGAUUCGAAU